AUGUCUAUCGUGGAGAAAAUGUCUACAGCAGAUUUGAUGGAGAAUCUCAGGGAAGAACUCACCUGUUUUAUCUGCUUGGACUAUUUCAACAGCCCGGUGACCACCGAGUGUGGACAUAGCUUUUGCCUGAUGUGUCUCCUCAAGAACUGGGAGGAACAUAAUACACCUUUGUCUUGUCCUGAGUGCUGGAGGACCUUGGAUGGCCCCCAUUUCCAGCCCAAUGAGCGCUUGGGGAGGCUGGCCAACAUUGGCAGGCAACUCAGAUCCCAGGUGCUACAGAAUGAGGAUGAACAAGGCAGCUUUGGGAGAACAGCAGCAGCAGCAGCCACUAAGGUGUUCUCUGAUGAUGAGCAGAGUACAAAUUCUUUCUCAACCCAAAGUCAUGGAGUAAACAGAGUGUAUCUCUCAAGUGAGGCUGAGGAACAACACAAAGAGAAACUCCAGGAAAUCCUAAAUCUUUUGCGUAAAAAGAAGAAGGAAGCUCAGAUUAUAUUAACCCAUGAGAAGGAGAGAGUGAUAUUGUGUAAGGAAGAGAUGAAGACUUGUAAACAGGUUGUUGUGUCCGAAUAUAUGAAAAUGCACCAGUUCCUGAAGGAAGAGGAGCAGCUACAACUUCAGCUACUAGAAAAAGAGGAAAGAGAGAAUAUGAAGAAACUGAGGGAGAAUGAGAUCCAGCUGACCCAGCUAAUCAGAAGCCUAAGUAAAAUGAUUGGACAGAUUGAGUCUGCAUUUCAGAACUCGACUUUAGAAUCUUUUGAGGAAGUAAGAGGAGCACUGGAAAGGAGUGAGACACUCUUGCUUCAGUGUCCAGAGGCCACCACCACAGAACUGAGUCUGUGCCGCAUCACUGGAAUGAGGGAGAUGCUAAGAAAAUUCAGCUCGGAUAUAACUCUGGAUCCAGCCACAGCCAAUGCCUAUCUAGUCUUGUCUGAGGAUCUGAAAAGUGUGCGAUAUGGAGCAACCAGACAACAGUUACCUGACAACCCGGAGAGAUUUGACCAGUCUGCUACUGUGCUGGGCACUCAGAUCUUUACCUCUGGGAGACACUAUUGGGAGGUGGAAGUGGGAAACAAGACAGAGUGGGAAGUGGGCAUCUGCAAGGACUCAGUGAGCAGAAAGGGGAAUCUCCCUAAGCCCCCUGGGGACCUAUUCUCACUCAUAGGUUUGAAAAUUGGAGAUGAUUACAGUCUUUGGGUCUCAUCGCCCUUAAAAGGCCAACAUGUCAGAGAGCCGGUGCACAAGGUUGGUGUUUUCCUAGACUAUGAAUCUGGACAUAUAGCAUUCUACAAUGUGACAGACGAGUCCCUCAUCUACAGCUUCCCGCCAGCCUCUUUCCAAGAGGCUCUCAGGCCUAUCUUUUCCCCUUGCCUCCCAAAUGAAGGGACAAAUACAGACCCUCUCACCAUCUGCUCACUGACUAGCCAUGCCUGA
Messenger RNA from Lepus europaeus (European hare), 1431 nucleotides. RefSeq names its product tripartite motif family like 1 (gene TRIML1). Lineage: Eukaryota; Metazoa; Chordata; Mammalia; Lagomorpha; Leporidae. Gene Ontology annotation, molecular function: protein binding. The transcript is spliced from 6 exons. The record is from RefSeq and is a predicted model, not a curated record. The coding region runs from base 1 to 1431 and encodes 476 amino acids.